This is a messenger RNA of Colias croceus (clouded yellow), 2115 nucleotides long. RefSeq names its product saccharopine dehydrogenase-like oxidoreductase. The transcript is spliced from 10 exons. Gene Ontology annotation, biological process: glycolipid biosynthetic process. The record is from RefSeq and is a predicted model, not a curated record. Bases 202 to 1449 code for a protein of 415 amino acids. Gene Ontology annotation, cellular component: mitochondrion; lipid droplet; plasma membrane. NCBI's taxonomy places the organism in Eukaryota, Metazoa, Arthropoda, Insecta, Lepidoptera, Pieridae.
UCGAUGCAUCAACUUUGCCGGUGGUGUGUUGAUAUUACUUGCUCUGUGGUGUGUUGUGGCGGCAGUGUUUUUGUUGAUUUAAAUUGUGUUGCAUGUGCCCACUAAUUCUUCUGUAAAUGCUAGUUGGUUCGAUGUGAGAUAACACCCUGAAUAUUUAAUAUUCGAUAAUUAAUUUAACAAUUUGAACAAUAAGCCUCCGAGAUGACACGCAUAGACGUGGUGAUCUUCGGCGCGACGGGCUUCACGGGCAAGCACGCGGUGGUGGAGAUGGCGCGUAUGGCCAACAAGUUCCAACUGUCGUGGGCCAUCGCUGGCAGAUCGCAGAGCAAGCUGGAAGACGUUUUGAGGGAAGCACGGCAGAUUAUCGGCGAAGAAGUAUCAUGCGCAAAGAUAAUCAUAGCGGACGUGAACGACAUGUCAUCUCUCAAGGACAUGUGCUCGCAGGCCCGCGUGUUGGUCAGCUGUUGUGGCCCAUACCGCCACUACGGGGAGCCCGUGGUGCGCGCGGCCAUUGAGUCCAACACGCACUAUGUGGACGUGUCGGGGGAGCCGCAGUUCAUAGAGACAAUGCAACUGAAGUACGACGCUCAGGCGCGCGACGCGGGCGUAUUCGUGAUCAGCGCGUGCGGGUUCGACAGCAUCCCUAAUGAUUUGGGGGUGGUCUUUUUGGAGCAGAACUUUGGGGGUACCCUCAAUUCAGUGGAAUCUUACUUGAGCGCGUCAGGCCCCAAAGGCUCCGGAGUUAUUAACUACGGCACCUGGGAGUCACUUAUUUACGGAAUAACACAUUUGGGCGAAUUACCCGAACUGAGGAAAAAGAUGUACCCCGAGCCAUUACCAACGUUCGAACCGAAACUCAAGUGGAGAUGGUGUCUCCACCGUCGUCUAAACGGUUGGUGCAUCCCAUUCCCCGGCUCGGACCAGUCCGUGAUAUACCGCACGCAGCGCACACUGCUCGGCGCGGAGGGCAAGCGGCCCGUGCACGUGCGCACGUACGUGAAGCUGCCCGCGCUGCUCCACGCGUUGGGGCUGCUCGUGGCUGCUGCACUGCUGUUUGUGAUGACCAGGUCCCGUUGCACCCGCUGGCUGCUCCUCAAGCACCCGCGUCUCUUUUCCCUGGGAUACAUCACCCGGGAGGGCCCCAGCGAGGAGGUGAUCGCCAACACCAAGUUCAGCUUCCACCUGCUGGGGGAGGGCUGGGGCCCCGGGGCCUCCACGGACGGGGCCCCGGAUAAGAAGGUCGCUGUGCGGGUGUCGGGAAUGAACCCGGGAUACGGCGCUACAGUAGUCGCUCUGCUGCUGUCCGCCAUCACCAUCCUCACAGAACGAGACCGCAUGCCGCCGCAAGGAGGAGUGCUUACAACCGGAGUUGCGUUCAGAAACACGAACAUAAUAAAGAAUCUACAAGAACACAAUCUCAAGUUUGAAGUCGUUUCUGAAGAUUUUUAACAAAUUUUCAAGAAAAUUUAUCUUAACUUGACUAAACCAAAUAAAUAAUGAUAGAGCAGGAUAGCUAUAUCAUACCUCUCUAUUUAAGGCUGUUUAACUUAAACAAUUUUGAAAUAUUUUUAUUAAUUUAAUUUUUUUAAGUAAUUUAAUACAAGUUCUCUGUAGUACAGUGGUUAGAGCUUAAAGUAUUUUCUUUCUCUUUCACUUAAAUGAUAUUCGGUAUAGGUGCGAAAGGGACAAGUGACAAAAAAAUUAAUUUAAAAAGUUCCUAAGGGUUUAUAUAUCGUUUCUAUAAUAUGUUCCUAAUUAUUUAUUUGUUGAAUAAGUUUAUAACUAUUUUCAAAAAUAUAUCUUUAGUAGUAGUACAUUCGACAGUAACAACUACGACAUUCCCAAAAUGUAAAGAGCCUGUGUACCGAGCACACGUGUCAGAAGUGAAACUUCUUUGACAUGAUUUAAAGAUACCAAAAUCGUAUUGCCAUGACGCGACCUUGGAAUUUUACUCUCAACGCGCCUAAAGAGGUUUUACUUCAAAAAUAUUGCAAAGUUUUUUUUAUUAUUAUAAGAUCUAUGGAAAGUGCCUUAAAUAAAAAAUUUAGACGUUAUAAGAUAAGGUGAUAUUAAGAAAAGGUGUAUUUUUCUACUGUUAUUCAUUGAAUGUUUUCU